This is a messenger RNA of Leptosia nina, 2247 nucleotides long. The record is from the annotation of a GenBank genome assembly. NCBI's taxonomy places the organism in Eukaryota, Metazoa, Arthropoda, Insecta, Lepidoptera, Pieridae.
AUGCUCAAGAUCGUUUUGCUCGUUAUAACGGCGUGCGCGGUGACCGCCGAUACAAAUAUCGAAGUUCUAAAGCGACUAGCAAGUAUAUUGGAAGACACGAAAAGUUUGGACGCGAAGGACUUAGCAAAGUUAUAUAGGGCUGCGCAAGAGUUGGGUUUAUCUUCGGAUGCGUCUCAGGAUAAUGUUACAGAGCGGAUUAUACACAAGGAUCAGGGAUAUAAUGUGUAUGCGGAUGAGCGUGGGACGAUCGCCGAGUCCCCGGAUUAUGCGUCGUCUGUUGUACUGGCGAGUGAUCUGCUGGCUUUGACGAAUGCUGUGGGCAAUGUUGAGGAUAAGCUGUGCAGGGAACAGGGAUAUCGCUUCCUGGAUGGGUUGCUGUCGAACAAGCGCUGGGCUUUGAAGAUGUUCGAUGCCUCAGCCAAGUCACCCCAGGGUCUAUUGUUUGGUUCGUCAUAUCAUCUUGGCAAUUUUGACGAAUGCAUGGACGUCAGUGAACCUGGAGAUGGCGUGACUGUGGAGGGCCAGUACUGCCUGGCCACCAUUAAGUGGAAGGAGGGGGAGGAGAGCAAAAAGAUCCGCACAGGUCGCGGGGAGAGCCUGCGAUGGGCUGUAUGUGUACCCAGCGUUUGUGACGCGAGAUCCGUCGAGCGUUUCGUCGGAGGAGUUCUGAAGCAUUCAGUUAGCAACAGCACUAAGGUUGUCGUCAUUGAGAGGGAUUGCUAUACGCGACGCCCUCUCUCGGUCAAUAAGUUGGAUAUAAGUUUCUUAGUAAUCAUAAUAUUCUUCGGAGUUGUGUUGAUCCUGUCGACAAUUUACGAAAUAUACGCGAUUCGCAGCAACAAAAAGGACAGCAACACUCAUGACCUGAUUGUGUCCUUCUCACUCAUUAAUAACAUUAAGAAAAUUCUCUCAACGAAACAGAACAAUAGUCUUGGUUUAGAAUGUGUUACCGGCAUCCGGGCGUUGGCUAUGAUAUUUAUAGUGGGUGGCCAUGCCUGCCUGUUUAUUGGCAGUGGACCGGUCAUGGAUGCUACUGCUUGGGAUCGGCUUAUUCAAGAUCCAGUUAAUGCAUUCAUGUUGAACAAUGCUCUGCUAGUGGACACCUUCUUGUUCCUGAGUGCUUUUCUCUUCAGUCGCCUGCUGCUGAUAGAACUGGACAAACGCAGAGGAAGGCUGAAUAUAAUACCUAUUCUCGUGUUCCGGUAUAUCAGAGUUACACCAGCAUAUUUCAUAGUAAUACUGUUUUAUAUGACCUGGUUGCCAAAGGUUGGUGAAGGACCCUUAUGGGGGAACAGGAUUCAGUUAGAACAAGAGAGAUGCAUGGACACGUGGUGGGCAAAUAUUCUGUACAUUAAUAACUAUGUGAGGACGGAUCGACUGUGUAUGUUCCAAUCCUGGUAUCUUUCUGUGGACACGCAAAUGUUCUUUGUGGCUCCCAUCUUCAUUUACAGCAUGUGGAAUUGGAGGAGAUUUGGAUCUAUAGUGAUGGCGCUUGGGAUUAUCGUAUCUAUUAUUGUCCCAUCCGCUAUAACUUUCAAAAAUCAUCUGGAUCCUACUAUUCUCUUCUAUGCUAAGGAGUUUACGGACUUUGCGACCAACUUUUACUUCAUAGAGGCUUAUAUCCGGACGCACAUGAAGAUGACGCCUUAUCUCAUGGGAUUGCUUACUGGUUACAUUCUGCAUAGGAUACAGACAGAAAAUUAUCAAUUCUCAAAAGUUCUCAAAAUCUUCGGCUGGACCACUGGUAUUAUCUUAGGGACGGUAACGAGUUUCUCUAUCAGCCUCUUCUAUCAAGACUGGUACCAGUACAGCACCAUAGAAGCUGCUGCGUUUAUAUCGCUGCAUAAGUUUGCUUGGAGCAUCGCCAAUGGCUGGCUUAUCAUUGCUUGUGCUACGGGCAACGGAGGUCCUUUGGGAAAAUUUCUGGCGUGGCGGUUUUUAGUGCCUAUAGCCAAGUUAACAUUCUGUGCUUAUCUGGUCAAUGGUGUUGUUGAGUUGUACUACGUCGGGCAGUUGAGGCAUCCAUUGCAUAUUACUUUCUUCACUAUAACUGCCAACGCUAUUUCCCAUCUGGUAUUAACUUUCUUCCUUGCCUUAAUACUCUGCGUUAUGUUCGAGUCACCUUUACAUGGUAUAGAGAAAAUACUUCUACGAAUGUUCGCACGUCCAGUACUAAGUGACAAUGCAACAAAGAAGACUGAAGAUGAAUUUUCGCGCAAUACUAGUCAGUCUAGGUUAGAUACAUAG